Molecule: messenger RNA, 3867 nt
Organism: Clarias gariepinus (North African catfish)
Lineage: Eukaryota; Metazoa; Chordata; Actinopteri; Siluriformes; Clariidae
Gene: nampt2
Product: nicotinamide phosphoribosyltransferase 2
Exons: 11
Coding region: 193-1686 (497 amino acids)
Biological process (GO): NAD+ biosynthetic process
Molecular function (GO): nicotinamide phosphoribosyltransferase activity
Source: RefSeq, a predicted model, not a curated record
CCUUGUCUCAAAGCGUGAUUAUUUUCAGACUCGCGCACACAGUCACGCAUACGCAUCCAGACUACAGAACAUUAUAUUAUCUUUCACGCGUUGUAAUUUUGCUCUCCGUUUCAGGCUACGGUUUGAACCAGGACAACAAUUUAUUUUAUUUAUUCAUUUUUUUUAUAUAAACACGUUAACUACAGCUCAGCUAUGGCAGCAUCGGAUUAUAAUUUUUUACUGGCGACAGAUUCAUACAAGAUCACACACUACAAGCAAUAUCCUCCAGACCUCAACAAAGUGUAUUCCUAUUUCGAGUGCCGGCGCAAGAAAGGGUCUCAGUUCAACGAAGUGGUGUUUUUCGGCCUCCAGUACCUCCUGAAGAAAUACAUUGCAGGAUGCGUGGUCACCGAGGAGAAGAUUCAGGAGGCGAAAGUGUUUUACCAGAUGCACUUCAGGCAGUCUGUGUUUGACGAACAGGGCUGGAGGAAACUCUUAGAGAGAUACGAUGGUCGUCUCCCGAUCCGCAUCAAAGCCGUUCCUGAGGGGAAGAUCGUUCCGAGGGGGAACGUCCUGUUCACUGUAGAGAACACGGACCCUGAAUUCUACUGGCUCACCAAUUACAUAGAGACCAUGCUGGUCCAAAUGUGGUACCCCAUCACCGUGGCGACCAUCUCCCGGGAGUUCAAAAAGAUCCUCGCCAAGUAUCUGAAAGCUACGACGGGAAGUUUGGAGGGUCUGGAGUUCAAACUGCAUGAUUUCGGCUACAGAGGAGUCUCCUCUCAGGAGUCAGCAGCGUUGGGCGGUGCCGCACACUUGGUGAACUUUUCCAGCACGGACACUGUGGCGGGAAUCCUCAUGGCUCAGCGUUACUACAACUGCCCCAUGGCUGGCUUCUCUAUACCUGCUGCUGAGCACAGCACCAUCAUCUCCUGGGGCCGGAGCAGAGAGAAGGAUGCGUAUGAGUACUUGCUGGACCAGUUCCCCUCAGGCCCAGUGGCGGUGGUCAGCGACAGCUAUGACAUCUUCAAGGCGUGCAAGUACAUCUGGGGAGACAAGCUGAAGGAAAGAGUGAUGGAGCGCAGCGAAGACUCCAUCCUCGUCAUCCGGCCUGACUCAGGAGACCCCACAGAGACGCUGCUGGAGGUGAUAAAGAUUUUAGAGGAGCGUUUUAGCUCUUCUCUGAACUCUGUAGGCUAUAAAGUGCUUCCAUCAUACUUGCGCAUCAUCCAGGGCGACGGGAUCGAUCUCUGCUCAGUCGAGAAGAUCCUAAGAAAGCUCAGCGAAGAGGGCUGGAGUGCAGAGAAUGUGUUCUUCGGCUGUGGAAGCUCCCUGCUCCAGAAGAUCAACAGAGACACGCUGAACUGUGCGUUCAAAUGCAGCUACGUGGAGAGUAGCGGAAAGGGGAUGGACGUGUAUAAGCUGCCAGUGACGGACCCCUCUAAGGGAUCGAAGCGUGGUCGUCUGUCACUGAGGAGAAACUCGGAUGGGUUUAUAGAAACGGUGGAACGGGGCGCUGGCAAACCGGAGGAGGAUAUGCUUGUGACAGUGUUUGAGAAUGGGACCAUCCUAAAGGAGUACUCUCUGGACGAGAUCCGGAAGAACGCCCGGCUCAGGGAGGAGGACUUAAACCCGGAUCAGCACAACCAGGACCACAGCAGCACGCUGGACAUUCACCAGAACCACAUCAUGAACGGCUUGCACUAAUCACGAUCCCGCCCCUUUUAACCAAACCCACCAUCGGACCAAUCAAUACCAUUCUUCCUAUUAAACGCCCCCCCCCUCCCCAGUUAGACUCCACCCCAUUUCUAAUACACCUUCAUCACAAUGUUCAUCUUUCAUGAAGUGAUCAGUCACAGUGAUGUUUGGAUUUUGAAUCACAGUGAUGUUGAAUCAGAUUUUUAGAUUUUUUUCAUUUGAAUCAGGCAAAACAUUCAAAGCACAGUCUGUAUUGACAGUGAAGGAUUGCGCAGUGGUGGAAAAAACUUACGUUGGCAAAAAAAACAACAACAGUAAAUUAGCAAAGUCGAGGUGCUCGUGAAGUGUAAAUAAAAUCAUUAAAGUUUAAAAUCUAGUGUUCCUUAUGUGUUUUUCCACCGUAGUCUCAUUUUCACUAAACGCCAAAUAUCGCUGUUGGUGCUUAUAGAAUAUACACCAUUUGUGUAUUACCGGCAGGGCUUGGAUUUUUUUUGUUAUUGUUGUUGUUUUUUUUUCCUCAGACUUUCAUAUGAUUUUGUUAAAAUAUAGCUAAAUUGUUUUUAGUUUUUUUUUUGUUUUUUUUUAAAAGAAGAACGAAAGCGUAAUCUAUAUCAGGUGAAUGAAAGAUCUCCAGGUCAGAAAUAAGUUCCUUUUAUGCAGACGUUUUAAAAUGAAUAACGCAGCCUAUGCACCUCUGACAGGAGCGGUAUGAAUUUACAUGCAAUAUGCAUUCGAGUGCGUAGAAAGCCGCGCGUUUGUAACCGUAAAUUGUUCUUUCAGUGCUUGUUGUUUGAUCACAUUAGACACUCGCAGUAACCAAACCAAAUACACUUGCAGUACUAUACUGUAUAUCUAACAAUUUUUAGUUUUCUUCUAAAUUAAUCGGGGUUUAUAAGCAUCAAACAUGGCCGUGCUAGUGGUGCACUUUCUAUAAGGCCACAUCUGUUAUGCAUUUAUAAGGCGCUCCAUGAGACGUUUAUGGAAAUGCACUUUAUAGCUAAGUGAACAUGAUUAAUGUUAAAGAAACACAGCUUGUAUACUAUUUUAUAUUUGGCUUUACAUUAUACUCAGACCUGUUCUGUCCUGAAUUUUUUUUUUUUUUUUUUUUGUAAUUUUACAAAGGACGUUCAAGUCUUAAAGGGACUGAAUGAAGGCGUAAAACCAAGUGACAUUUACAGAAGACUUCAGGCAGAGACCCUGCAGUAAAACAUCUCAAUGAUGCAAAUGUUUUUUUUUUUGGUUUUUUUUUGAGGAAGAUUUUUGCCCGUCAAUGAUGAACCCGGGCGAAAUAAUUCCUACCCAGAUGAAAGUGCAUUAAUGUAGCAGGGGAUUAUAACUUAUAACUUGUGAUCUGUACAUUCUGCAUGUUUAAAAGUCCCGGAUUGACUUCAACGCCUGUUGUACAUUUUUGUCAAUUUCUUAAACUCGCGUACAAGCAUCAUUUUUAACACGUCAUGUUAACAAAUUGUUCACUGUAAUGUGUUUUUCACAAAUAAUUGUUUUUAAACACUGUGUAUAACGCCUUAUGAAUGCAUUAGGACAGGUUACGAAAGUGUUGCAGGUGUUUUCUUCCUCACACUAAAUCAGUAAAACUGAGAAUGUGUGUGCACGCGCAUAUGUGUAUGCAUGUGUGUGGCGUGUGUUUUCCUUUCUCUAGACGUAAAGCUGAGGGAAUCGGGACAUGGAGUUGCUCACACUGCCUUAACAACCACUUGGAUUCCGGUGCUCAUGUUUUUGCACUCCCUCACUUUAUCCCUCCAUCAUAUUUAAGCCCCUCCUUAUUUCACAUAAGUGGCUGCUUUAUUAUAAUUUUUUUUUCUUUUUAAGUGCUUCAUCUCUUAAGUCCUUAUAUGAUUUAUGUGUUAUUUUCUUGUCUGUGUGUGUCUUGUCUGUUUGGUGGGAAUGGCAUAUUUUUCCAAGUCGGUUCUGAACAUCAGAUAUGAAGCAGAUAUUGACCCUACCUCUUGUUACUAUUGUUUUUGUUGUUUGUUUGUUUGUUUUGUUUUUUUGCCACAACAAUGCUGUUUAAUAUUAUAAAAAUGAUGGUAAUUACACUAAAAUUAUGUGUAUUAUGCUGUUGUGUAAAUAAUUUUUUUUCUUUGAGUUGUAGGAGAAUUGUUUUAAGCGUUUAACUUUUUAUCUCACUUUUUUUCAAUUUAUGUUUUUACAAAAGUGAGUUUUAGUAUGAGA